AUGCUUUCCCGACCCAAGGUCGUUGUACUACCCGUUACCGACCAAGUAAUCCAGCGUGUUGAAGCUUGGGCUGCUGCCGAAGGAGUGGAUGACACGGAACAAGAUUACUUAGAAGAAGCCUUUGAUCAGGACUAUGAACCUGAAGAUGAAGAUGAACGUGAUUUCAAUCUACGUGGACAAUUCGAUGAUAUCGAUGACUCCAAAAGAGAAGAGCUCUUGGCCGAUGCAGACAAUGAUGUCGAUGAUUUGCCAGAACUCACUGUCAGAUUCUGUGGAGAUGAGAUUAUGACGAUGAAUCAGACGACAAUUCCGGUGAUGAUGGCAAUGAAGAGGAAGAGCCUAUUGUGA
Cylindrotheca closterium is the source of this 348-nucleotide messenger RNA. Lineage: Eukaryota; Bacillariophyta; Bacillariophyceae; Bacillariales; Bacillariaceae. The record is from the annotation of a GenBank genome assembly.